Fusarium graminearum PH-1 is the source of this 1548-nucleotide messenger RNA. RefSeq lists its product as uncharacterized. The transcript has 4 exons. The record is from RefSeq and is a predicted model, not a curated record. NCBI's taxonomy places the organism in Eukaryota, Fungi, Ascomycota, Sordariomycetes, Hypocreales, Nectriaceae. Bases 1 to 1548 code for a protein of 515 amino acids.
AUGAAGAUCUUCAACAGCAUCACUCGACGCGUCCGCCCCCUCAUCUCUCCGUCAGCUUUUCACCGUACACACUACACGGGCUCCCUACUCUUCAACCUUGCAUCAUUCAUUCUCCCCGCUCUCUAUGGCACACUGUCCAAACUAUGGGUCGCUAAUAUUGACUCGUCAAUGGUUGUAUUGACCGAUGCGUAUACAUACAUGAACACAGCUUCCGAGGCUGUGAAUGAAGGAUUACCUCGGGCUGCUUGGGUCAUCAUUGGCGAUAAAGCAUCGAGGUCGCUGGCAAAACGACUGCAGUUGACGCAUACUUUGAUUGCAUUUCAGACAGCCAUCGGUUUGCUUCUCAGCAUUAUCUUCUUAGGCGCUGCGUCUUCUUUCUCAAAGAGUUUCGUUCCAGUUGAAGUCAGAGAUGUGAGCCUGACUUAUGUACGCAUCACUUCAUUCACUGUCUUGGCUGGGACGUUGGAGACAGCCGUUUCGACGUCGACGAGAGCUUUGGAUAAGCCUGAUAUUCCCCUGGCCAUCAGCACCGUCAAGUUUGCUGUCAACAUCAUUCUCGAUUUUCUCAUCAUCUCCCGCUUCCAUGUCGGUUCCUUCACACCCACUGCCAACAUGCAAGGCACCAUACAGCUAGUCUGCAAUCUCGUUGCCGCUUUCGCCGGCCUUGUUUAUUUCUUAUGGUCCAAUACGUGGUCUUUUGUCAAGCACACACCACAUGAUCCCCAAGACACAAGACUACGGCCAAGUUUUGAGUGUCUCAAGGUGCUUCUGCGCCCUGGGAUCAUAUUCUUCACCGAGUCAGCUGUUCGGAAUGCGUUAUAUCUAUGGCUCGUCAGCACCAUCGUUGCCCUCGGCGCCGUGUAUGCUACCGCUUGGGGCGUCUUCAACACCAUACGCUGGGGUCUUAUCAUGGUACCCGUGCAAGCGCUGGAGGCCACCGCGCUACAGUUCAUCGGACACAACUGGGGAGAUUGGAGGAGACGUGUUGACAUCAGCACACGAAAACCCCGUGCCUCACUGAAAGACUUGCAGUGUAUCGUACAGCCAGCACUGCGGUCUUUGACAUUUGCAAUCAUCUUUGAAGUCCCGAUAGCAAUCUUCCUGACUCUCUUCGGCGCCAAGCCCUUUGCGUUAUACAUCAGCGGCUCAGACGAGGUAGCUGAAGUGACAGCAUACAUGUGGCGGAGUCUCGAUUGGUGUUAUGUCUUUUACGCCAUGUCCACACAGCUUGCCACGAUCCUUCUCGCGACGCGUCCGAAGUGGUAUCUUUACCAGAGUCUCGCGAGCAAUCUGCUUUAUGUGCUACCAUGGGCUAUCUUUGCACUAUGGGAAGACCAAGUUGGAGACUUUCAGAGAGUGAGAGCGCCUAGCUUGGAUGAUAUGGCUGUGAGUGUAUACUCUGUUCUACAAACUGGAAUCACCAGAGACGAAACUUGGAGCAAUUUGCUGAAACUUGGCUGCGUGAGCAUUGGGGUCCUUGUUCCUCAUGUCGCUAACCCACAGCUACCGAGCUACCCAGAAUCCCUCUCAGUCUCCACCUGGAGAUGA